This is a messenger RNA of Papaver somniferum (opium poppy), 954 nucleotides long. RefSeq lists its product as uncharacterized. The record is from RefSeq and is a predicted model, not a curated record. Gene Ontology annotation, molecular function: nucleic acid binding; zinc ion binding. NCBI's taxonomy places the organism in Eukaryota, Viridiplantae, Streptophyta, Magnoliopsida, Ranunculales, Papaveraceae. The transcript has a single exon. The coding region runs from base 1 to 954 and encodes 317 amino acids.
AUGGAAUCAACAUCAAAGAACAAAGAAGACGGUUUAGAUGCAGAAAAUACCUUAAACAACUUAUUAGUUGAAGACCCGAUUACUUAUGUUUUUGAAGAUGAUGACGAGUCAAGUGAAAGAGGUGUAGAGCACAGCAAGAAUCUUUUGUUCAAAUUUGUUUCAGGAAGAGAGUAUAACGUCAACCUUUUACAUCAGAUUUUAACCAAAGCCUGGAAACCCUCAGGAGCGUUCACGAUUUUAGAGCUUGGAAGUGGUAUCUACAAUGUCAGAUUUACACUAUUGUGUGAUUUGCUAGCAGUUCAACAAGGUACCCCUUGGUCUGUGAAAGAAGACCUCAUGUUAAUUGAAAAAGGAAAUGAAGAUUCUUUAUUGGAAGAUUAUGAGUUUAGAUAUGAGGUCUUCAGUUUACACAUAUAUGGGCUUCCAUUAAGUAUGUUAAACGCUGAGAAAGUUGCCAGUAUUGUUAGUAUCUUUGGAACCCCUGAAUCUAUUCAAAAAUCUUUGGCUGCAAAAUGGGGAAAAUUUGCCAAGCUAAGAGUUAAGAUCGAUAUAACGAAACCCCUCCCCAAGGAUAUGGAGAUUACUUUGAAGUCCAAGAGGAAGAUUAAGAUAACUUUUAGAUAUGAAAAGGUCCCCAGAUUAUGUUUUCAUUGUGGUUUCUUCGGGCAUUUGAUGAAACAAUGCCCUCAUCUUUCAAAAAAACUGGAAGAGGAUAGAUCGGUGAGUACUGAAGAUAUCAUGCUCAGAAUGAAUGAUAGCGCUUAUGCAAGAUACAGUGAAGAGAUACGUGCUUUCCACAAGACCUCUGAAGAAGAGAUGAAUCAAUGUAUUGAUGGAGUGGGGAAGAUGAAUAUGGAGACUCAACAACCGUUGAUGAAGGAGAUUGAUCUGGACGGUGAUAAAAGCGACACGCGGCUUCUCAAUAUGGACUUGGAGGCACUGAUAAUGAACUAA